UUCUCUUCCUUGCCGUGAGAGAUACAAUCAUACAAGGGGAGUGUGGUUUUUCAGUCGAGAAGACAGGGAAAAAUGCAGAAGAGGGAGCUAGGCAAGGUGGGCGGAGCCACGGGUGGCGGCACCCCUCUGACGGCAAAGCGAGGUCGUCCUUUCGGAAGCAACAACGCCGCUGCUGCCGCCGCCGCCGCAGCUGAUUCCGCUGCACCGUCAACUCUUCUGGGUCCAUCUCUUCAAGUUCAUAGUUCUUUCGCCGACCAAAACAACAAAAGAAUAGUUCUGGCUCUUCAAAGUGGACUAAAGAGUGAGCUGACAUGGGCAUUGAACACUCUCACCUUGCUCUCCUUCAAAGAAAAGGAUGAUGUACGCAGAGAUGCCACCCCUCUGGCCAAAAUAGCGGGGUUACUGGAUGGCCUUCUUCAAGUUAUAGAUGAUUGGCGUGACAUUGCUCUUCCGAAAGAGCUCGUAAAGGGGCCAAGGGUCAGAUUGCUGGGUGCAAAUUCUGUAGUUUCAGGAUUUGGGAAUGAAUACGAGGCAUUGAGUUCAAAUGAUGCUCUUCCGAACCCUGGCAUGGGAUCUGGUUCGUCCAGUGCAGAGGGCUCAAGCCAAAAGAACACGAUGCGGUCUAGCCCCUCAGAAUGGUGGUUUGAUGAGGAUGGUUUAUUUAAUCUGGAUGAAGAAGGGAGGGCAGAAAAGCAGCAGUGUGCUGUUGCUGCUUCAAAUAUAAUACGGAACUUCUCUUUCAUGCCUGAUAAUGAGGUGAUUAUGGCCCAGCAUCGGCAUUGCUUGGAAACAGUUUUCCAGUGCAUAGAGGAUCACAUCACAGAGGAUGAGGAGCUUGUGACAAAUGCCCUUGAGACAAUAGUAAAUUUAGCACCAUUGCUUGACCUUCGGAUCUUCAGCUCAUCAAAGCCAUCCUACAUCAAAAUAAGUGAGAAACGGGCAGUUCAAGCCAUCAUGGGCAUGCUGGGAUCAUCAGUCAGAGCCUGGCACUGUGCAGCUGCUGAAUUGCUUGGUCGCCUGAUAAUAAAUCCAGAUAAUGAGCCAUUCCUUCUUCCUUUUGCUCCACAGAUAUACAAGCGUUUAGUUGAUCUUCUGAGCUUACCAGCAGCAGAUGCACAAGCAGCAGCAGUUGGAGCACUUUAUAACCUUGCAGAAAUCAAUAUGGACUGCAGGUUGAAGCUUGCAAGUGAGAGAUGGGCGGUUGAUAGGCUACUGAAAGUGAUCAAGAAUCCACAUCCUGUACCUGAAGUUUGCCGAAAAGCGGCAAUGAUACUGGAGAGCCUUGUCUCAGAGCCACAGAACAGGAACCUGCUUUUAGCUUAUGAGAAUUCCUUUGCUGAGAUUGUCUUCACAGAUGGCAGGUAUUCUGAUACUUUUGCCAGGAUCUUAUAUGAGUUGACUUCUCGACCUAACAACAAAAUGACUGCAACUCGUGGUGUUUGGGGCAUGUCAUCAUAGUCAUUAUUUAUGCCGAUUGGAUGCUGGGGAUGGUGUUUGUCUAACUAAUACAUACUGGUUCUGAUGAGAUGUACAAGCAGGCUUCUGUUUUUGGUUUGUUAACCUUUCUCAUUUAUUUAUCAAAGAUAACUGUUCUCAUCCAAAGCAGUCUCAAUGUGGCUCUGUAGCUUUGCGCACAAUACUUUUCCUGGUCCCUCCCAGUUGCUGUUACCUUGCUAUUGUAUAUUUUUGAAUUUAUGAGAUUUCCAUUUGUGUCAA
Molecule: messenger RNA, 1716 nt
Organism: Macadamia integrifolia
Lineage: Eukaryota; Viridiplantae; Streptophyta; Magnoliopsida; Proteales; Proteaceae
Product: armadillo repeat-containing protein LFR
Exons: 8
Coding region: 73-1458 (461 amino acids)
Biological process (GO): regulation of transcription by RNA polymerase II; chromatin remodeling; positive regulation of DNA-templated transcription
Cellular component (GO): nucleoplasm; brahma complex; SWI/SNF complex
Molecular function (GO): protein binding; nucleosome binding
Source: RefSeq, a predicted model, not a curated record